AUGGGCAGCUUGGGCAGCCAGGAUCACUUCCCACCUGCAUCGUCUUUUCUGAAGAAGCAGCUGGUGAGGAGGCCAGGAUACAUGAGAACUGCAGCCCGGCCUCAGAUUGGGUUUCUUCCUCCUGCAGUGGGCACACCGCUCCAUGCCCAGGGCACAUCCAAAGCUGUCUCCCCACUGCCUGACAGACCCUGUAGCCCUGGUCAUGUGGGAUGCCAGAGAGAGUUUUCACCGAUGGACUAUCCUGAGAUACUAGGCCCAGCCCAUGAGGUGGCCUGUGGUGAAGGAACAAGGCAGGUGGACAGCAACAGCUGCAGCCGAAAAAGUCACCCUCUGGUCUCCUCACCUCUCCCUGGCUUUCAUGAUGGCUUUACCUCAAGCUUCAGCUUCAUACAGCUCUCUCUCAGCUCUGCAGGGGAUCGUGGGGAAGCAGAAGGCUGCCCCCCAUCAAGGGAGGCCGAGUCUCCUUGCCAUAGCCCCACAGAGGUGAUAGUCAAAACUUCCAGUCUGGAUAGGCCUCAGGAGGACCCGUGGCUCCUUUCCCAGCCAUUGCAUCCUAAGGCUACUCAGGGCUUGGAGGACUGUGCCUGGGCCACAGGGAGCAGCCCCAGGCCAGAGAGGGAGUCUCUUUCCUCACUGGAUGGGGACUCUGCCCAGUCUUACUCCUUGGCCUUCUUGAUGUCUGCCCCUUUUGGCUCUGAAGGUUGCACCUUGGGGCAUGCUGAUGGCUGGUACCGUCUGCUUAAGAAGUAUGAACCUGCCUUGCAUGACUGCUUGGUGAGCAACCAGAAGCAACUGAAGAUAAAAUCCUUCAGAUUAAAGCUUCAGAGACUUCAAGAAAAAGCUGUUGAGGAUGAUGAUUAUGAUAAAGCUGAGAAGUUGAAACAAAGAUUACAAGACCUGGAGAUGGAGAAAAGCACCCUGCAAUUUCAGCUUCCUUCCCAGCAGCCAGCACUCAGCAGCCUCCUCAAGCAAUUGAGAACACAGAUUCAGGCUGCCUUGUGUUGGGCAACUCAGAAGGCCAUCAGUGAGAACACCCAACCCAUGCUCAGAGUAGAAUCAAAGCUAUUGGAAACUACUGCUCAAGACAGACUCCAUGUGUCAAUCACUAGGCGAGACUGGCUUCUUCAAGAAAAGCAGCAGCUUCAGAAAGAAAUUGAAGCUCUUCAAGCAAGAAUGUCUGUACUGGAAGCAAAAGAUGAACAACUGAGGAGAGAGAUAGAUGAACAGGAGCAGCUGUUGCAGUCGCCUGGCUGUGAAUUGGCCGAGCUGGCAGGCAUGUUGCCCCUGGGUGAGCUGCGGGAGAUGGGCCAGGCUCUGGAUGACACCCUGGCCUCAGCCAAUCAAGUUCUCUUCGUUGUGGAACCACCAGAAGCCAUAAGGAGCCUCCAGGAAAGGAUAAGAGCCCUCAGCUUGUGCCUUAAGGAAAUCACUGCUAAGGUGUGUAUGAAUGAGAGACUCUGCAGGUCUCUGAGGAGGAAAGUUAGUGAUAUUGAAGCCCAACUGCCGACAUUGCUUGAAGCCAAAAUGCUUGCCAUAUCAGGAAGUCAUUUCUGUAUAGCUAAAGACCUCACAGAGGAGACUGGAUCAUUAGCCUCAGAGAAAGAGGAGCUGGAGGGACUCCUCAACAAGCUAUUGGUUCUGAGUUCCAGGAACAUCAGAAAGUUGGAAAGCAUUAAAGAUGACUACCAUAAACUGAGAAGAGAACUGGAGCAUGGGGAAACUGCCUAUGAAACAAGUGUGAUGGGAAAUACUGUGAAGUACAUUGAAAUGCUUGAGGAUAAACUGCACAGCUGCCAGAGUCCACUGCUUGAAAAAGUGUGGGAAGCUGACUUAGAAGCUUGUCGGCUGUUUCUUCAGAGCAUGCAGCUGAAGGAGGCCAGAGACAGUCUGAGUACAGAAGAUGAGAGGCUGAUGAGUAAUAUGGAGGACACUGUCUUUACUGCUGCUAUGGCCAUCCCCUCUACUCCCCUUUCAGAAGAUGGGAAAAAGACAUCUUUACAGGCCGACAAUGAGUGGAAGGCUCAGUGGACCCCCUCUACUCACUGUGCUGGCAGUGAACAGAAAGAGGAGUCUUACAUCCUUUCUGAAGAACUUGGAGAAAAAUGUGAAGCUAUAGGCAAGAAGUUAUUGUACUUAGAAGAUCAGCUUCACACAGCGAUUCAUAGUCAUGAUGAAGAUCUUAUUCAGUCUCUCAGGACCGAGCUGCAGACGGUAAAGGAAACUCUUCAGGCCAUGAUCCUGCAGCUCCAGCCAGCCUGGGAGGUGGGCGAAAAGGGAGCAUCAUCUUGUGUCACAGCUGGUGUAGGAGGCGCCGGCCUGAGGCUGUUUAAAAUCUUUUCUGGUUCAGAGCCUGUAGAAAGGGAGCCUAACACUAAUCUCCCCUACUGUACCUGUUACACUGUCCUGGAAGCACAUGAUUAA
This is a messenger RNA of Orycteropus afer afer, 2421 nucleotides long. RefSeq names its product DISC1 scaffold protein (gene DISC1). Lineage: Eukaryota; Metazoa; Chordata; Mammalia; Tubulidentata; Orycteropodidae. Gene Ontology annotation, cellular component: centrosome; mitochondrion; microtubule. Gene Ontology annotation, biological process: cilium assembly; neuron migration. The record is from RefSeq and is a predicted model, not a curated record.